Molecule: messenger RNA, 727 nt
Organism: Cadophora gregata
Lineage: Eukaryota; Fungi; Ascomycota; Leotiomycetes; Helotiales; Ploettnerulaceae
Exons: 5
Coding region: 121-486 (121 amino acids)
Cellular component (GO): endomembrane system; membrane
Source: RefSeq, a predicted model, not a curated record
AUCACUUUAACCUCACACUAGAACAACCAGCGUCUACAGUCCUCGUUCGCACUUCGACAGACUACCUUCAAAAUCAAAGCAAACAAUUUGAGCUCCUUUCUAUCAACAGCUUCUUUCACAAUGUCAGGCAAAUUCGAGCCCAAGACACCAGUCACUCUUGCCCCUCCAAAAUCCGAUCCUAUUUCCACAGAAACGCUAGCAAAGUGUGACGGUACCGGACCAGAUGGAAAAUGCUACGUUGCAAUCAAGGGCAAAGUCUUUGAUGUAACAGGCAACAAGAGCUAUCUGCCAGGCGGAUCAUACCACGUCUUCGCCGGCCACGACGCCUCCCGCGCCCUAGGAAUGACCUCCACAAAAGCCGAAGACGUCAACCCAGACUGGUCAACACUCUCCGACAAAGAGAAGGGCACUCUCGAAGACUGGUUAACCUUCUUCUCCAAGCGGUACAAUGUCGUUGGAGUUGUGGAGGGGGCUACGAAUCAAUGAAUGUGAAUAUGGAAUUAAGAUCUAGAGGCAAGGAAGGAGGAAGUGGUAUCGACUGGUGGAAACGAGGAAGGUUGAAUGAAUGGAGCCUGCGGGGUGCGCAGAAAAGAUACCCUCACUAUGUCCAGGACUGAGACGUAUGGCGCACCCAACCACCCCCACCUCCACUCGCACAACCCAAAACCACAUGGCUCAACUGCAACACACCCAUACCGAUCGCGUCCUGUCGUCUCACCAAUCUGUC